Molecule: messenger RNA, 1164 nt
Organism: Aspergillus mulundensis
Lineage: Eukaryota; Fungi; Ascomycota; Eurotiomycetes; Eurotiales; Aspergillaceae
Product: zinc-dependent alcohol dehydrogenase family protein
Exons: 1
Coding region: 1-1164 (387 amino acids)
Molecular function (GO): oxidoreductase activity
Source: RefSeq, a predicted model, not a curated record
AUGUCACCUUUGUCCCAAGGCGGUAUCCCAACAUCCACCAGCGGCUGGACCCUCGUCGGCACCGCUCCAGACGACGGCUCCGGCGCUCUAGUCUGGAACGAUGAGCUCGGGCUCCCCGAGCUGGGCCCAACUGAUGUUCUGGUCAAGCUGCACGCCUGGGCUCUGAACUACCCCGACAUCUCAAGCAAGCAUCCCCCAUCCACUCACCGUCCAAACCCCAUACUGACUUACCUUACCGCAGUCGCCAACGGCACCUUCCCCUGGUCCCCGGCAGACCACGGCAAAGGCUCUCUGAUCCCGGGCUCCGACGGCGCAGGCGAAGUCCUAGCAGUCGGCUCCCACGUCACGCGCUUCAAGCCCACCGACCGCGUAAUCGUAGUAUACUAUCCGAACUUCCCCGACGGCGGGGCGCCCACCUACGCACAGAUGGCCGGGAGUCCCGGCAGCAACAAGGACAGCCCCGGGACGUUCCGGCACCACGGGAUCUUCACCGAGCACGGUGGGCUAAUCCGUAUGCCCGCGAACCUGAGUUAUAGCGAGGCAGUAACGCUGCCUUGCUCUGCGCUGACGGCGUGGAAUGCGCUCCAUGGGCUGAGGGCGCUAAAGGCUGGGGAGUAUGUUCUGGCGCAGGGGACGGGCGGUGUUUCGCUGUUUGCGAUUCUGUUCGCGCUGAAGGCUGGGGCGGUUGUGAUUGCGACUACGUCUUCUGAGGAGAAGGCUCGCAGGCUCAGGGGGAUGGGGGUGCAGCAUGUUCUGAAUUACCGGGAGGAUCCGAACUGGGGAGAGACCGCGCGGAAGUUGACGCGGGACGGACUGGGCUGUCAGCGGGUGAUUGAGGUUGGCGGGGCGCAGACGAUCAAGCAGUCGUUCCAAUGUGUUGCGAGGGACGGGGAGAUUGAUGUGAUUGGGUUUUUGACGGGGCAGGGGCAUGCCGAGGAUGGGCCCACGUUCCUGGAGCCGCUGCUGCGGGCCUGCACGGUGAGGGGCAUUGAGGUGGGCAACUGGAUUCAGUUUCAGGAGAUGAAUCGCGCGAUUGAGGCGUAUGAUGUCCGGCCGGUGGUCGAUGGGGGGGUAUUUGGGUUUGGGGAGUUGAAGGAGGCGUAUCAGUAUGUUUGGGGCCAGAAGCAUUUUGGCAAGGUGGUGCUCUCGGAUGGGCAACAGUAA